AUGGAGGGCCAGGGCGAAGACACGGCCACGGUGGUGCAGCCUGUGGUCCACAUCGCCGGCAAGAAGAACCACCACGAGGUCGGGGCCACGGUGGUGCAUCCUAUGGUCUUCAUCGUCUACCACUCCGCCGUCUUCGGCAACCCCCACCACUUCUGCGUCCACAUGUCCUUCAAGGGCCGCACCGUCCUGUUCGACUGCGGCAUCCACCCGGCCUACUCCGGCAUGGCGGCGCUGCCCUACUUCGACGAGAUCGACCCCUCCGCCAUCGACGUCCUCCUAGUCACCCACUUCCACUUGGACCACGCCGCCUCGCUGCCCUACUUCCUCGAGAAGACGACGUUCAAGGGCCGCGUGUUCAUGACCCAUGCCACCAAGGCCAUCUACAGGCUGCUGCUCUCGGAUUACGCCAAGGUCAGCAAGGUGUCGGUGGAGGACAUGCUGUUUGACGAGCAGGACAUUAACUCCACCUUGGCAAAUAUUCUCCACCACCUUGAAUUCGUCCGUGCGUCAAACCUCCAU
Molecule: messenger RNA, 519 nt
Organism: Triticum urartu
Lineage: Eukaryota; Viridiplantae; Streptophyta; Magnoliopsida; Poales; Poaceae
Source: RefSeq, a predicted model, not a curated record